CGACGUCCUGCUGUUACCGUGGAGACGGAGUAAUAACAACGUUCAACCGGAGUUCACGGUAAUUAGCUAAACAACAGAUUUUCCAAAUAAACCCCGUUAGUUGUGGAAGAACUGGAUGGAGACGGUGCCGGAGUCAGACAGCGAGGAGCAAGUUAGAGGUGGACAGAUAUGGAAGGACAAAGAGGAGGAUGAGCGAGAGUCGACAAAGCUGGACCGGACUCUCAGUGACUCCAACGUUUCAGCUUCUCAGGAGCUUCUGCUGGACUUUGAGACUGCAGACGAGCUGUGUCCUGAGUCCUACAGGGUUAACUCCCCCGACGAAGUUCGACUGUUGGCCAUCGGCGACAACUUCCAGCGUCAGUAUUCACUCUUGUAUCCCGACCGCAAACCCCUGCUGCUCUGCCCUGUCAACGAAUGCGGUGUUAAGAAGUUUGUGUCGAUGACUCUUCGGCCAACACCAACUGAUUACCCUGAACUUUUCACCUGGGAGGGCUGUGCCUCCUUUGUGGCUAACUUCCUGUCCCUGGACCCUUUGGAGCCACCUGUGGAGCUGCCCAGGUACCUGUUCUCCUCCACCUCGGUGCUGCAGAGUCAGAGAGCCACGUGUUUUGAAUUCGCCACCCUGCUGUGCAGCCUGCUGCUCGGCGCCCACUAUGACGCCUACUGUGUCAACGGCUACGCAGUCAGAGAGAUGUGUCUGCUCGACCAGAGCCUGCAGGAGUGCCCCCUGCUGGACACAGAGGUCACGAGUGUGAUCUCAGAGCAGAAGCCACAGGAGAAUAAAUACACAGUGAAACCUCUGAGGGACCUGAAGAGUCACUUUUUGACGCAGCAAGAGAGGAAGAAACAGGAUGCCGAAGCUGCGUUGCUUCAGAAACAAAAACUGCCGGAGGAGAGCCAGCAGCGACCUGCUGACCCCCUGCGAGGUCUGCGGGUGCACUGUUGGGUGCUGGUGCUGUCGGGGAGUCGCAGCGUCCAGGAGAACUUCUUCAUCGACCCUCUGACCGGGAACCGCUACACCACUGGCGAUGACAACUUCCUGGGCAUAGAGAGCGUGUGGAACAAUCUCAACUACUAUGUCAACAUGCAGGACUGCAAGAACGGCUGCGCUGAUAUGGUGUUUGACCUGGAGGAUUUAAACAUGUGGGAGCCAGUCUUGUACGGUGCAACCAGCAAAAAGCAGCUGAUUCUCGACGUCCUGAAGAAAAAGGAGAUGAUGAUGAGCAAAACCAACAAUGAUGAUGAGGAGGAGGAGCCCCGAGUGUUUGAGAUGCCGAGAUCCUGGGUCAGUUACAUCACUAUCUCAAAAAAAGACCUGGAGAACCGUUUGCCGGGAAAGACGAAGGUGAUCCGCUACAGAAAAGCAAAGCUGGAGAUAUUCGCACCGUACCUGAGGUCAGACGGCCUGGUCACACGACUCACUGCGUACAAAGACCUGGACUGCACUGAGGUCGUCAAGGUGAAGGAGUGGUAUCAACACAGAAACGACCACCUGGAGGAGCGUGAGGUCAACAAGGUCGACGACUUCACCACAGAGCGCUUCAAACACGGAAGACGUUUCCACCUUUUAUCUCACAGGUACACGACCUUGACCACAGACACUGAGCAUGAGAUGGAGUUCAGCAGGGCUCACGUCGAUGACCUGGUGCGGCGCGUCGAGUCGCCAGGUGAAAUGACGGAGUUCUUCGAGGGCCGGGCCGACUUCCUCUACUUCCGGCACGUCGUCUUCGAUCGGCACGUCCAGUUUUCAGAACCAGAUGUGGACACUGAUCUGGGAAACCGACCGCUACAGAAAGUGGUGGAGCGUUUCCACAGGAACAGCUCCAAACCGGCCAACGAAGACGUGGCCGAGCGAGUGUUCCUAUUUGCUCAAAGACGGAUCGAGCUGACCUAUCACUUAGAGGGUCAUCGAUUUAUCCCUUCAAAGAGGAGCUUCAUCAAACCACGAGAGUCGACGGAGAUAAAGAAGGCCGAGGACUUUACACCUGACAUGGUCUCCGGCUUCCAGGUGGAUCCAUCUGAGAAGCCUCUGAAGACCCUGACUCUGUAUAAGAUGCUCGUGGCUCUGAUGAAGGAUGAGGAGAAGGUGGCUCUCCAAAUCAGCGUGUCUAUGAAAGAGGUCAGAGACAUUGUGGCCUGCAGAGAGCAGGAGGAGGCAGACAUUCAGCUUCACUUCUCCCCGUGGACGACAACAGGAGCUGCCAGAGCCCGAAGCCAAAGACAGGAAAUGGAGCGUCUGGCUGCGGAGGAGCAGAGGUGGCUGCAGGAGAAGGAGAAGGACAUCCUGGCUCCCCUCCUCAUCCGUCUGAACAACGCAGAGACUCUGAGCGCCGAGGACGCCAAGCAGCUCCACCAGGACUGUUUGGCCGAGUUUAAACAGAGACUGGUGGAGCACGCCAACCUCAUUCAGGAACGCUACGAAAAGGAGACACAGGAGCUGCAGAGGAAACAGCAGUGGUUCCAGAAGAACCAGCUCAGCAUGACCAAGAAGCAGGAGGAAGAGUACCAGAACUACUGCUCCGACAAAACACUACGGAUACUCGUCGCCAAGAAGCGGCUAAGCAUGCACAAGGAAGCAGCUCCUCAGAAGUACCGAGUUCUGGAUCAGAGGCUGAAACGAGACCCUCGACUGGCCCCUCACCUGCUCAGCUGAGCCUGACACCUGCCCUCUUUUUUAAAUAUCUUGUGUGUCUUUUCUUUCCUCCUAUAGUGGAUCUUCUUCCUCACAGAGUCGGUGAGGGGGGCCCAGGUGUGUGUUGUCUCUGUUGUCUCUGUCACAGUACAUCCGUGUUAGAUGAUUCUCCAACAAAAGUGAAAUUAACCUGCAAAACAGUCGAGCUACAAAAUACAUUAAGGUGAUUCUAUUACUGGUUCUAAUAAGUUAUUAUCGCUAUUAUCUGUACCCCAGGAGCAGCCUCAUGUCUGGAGCCGCUAACGGGGAUCUAGAUAAAUAUGUGUCUGUCUUUCCAAAAGUCUUUGUUACAAAUUGCUCACUUUCAUGUCAAGGUAUAAGGAAUAGAAAUGCUAACAGAAAGUAAGUAGAAAAUAUAACAAAAAUAAACAAACUUAAAAAUAUAAAUAUAAAAUAUAAAUAUAAAGCAGUGUGGAUAUGCAGUAUUUUACAAUAUUACCAGAAGUUUAAAAAAAGGGUGUUAAUCAUCACAUCUGCAUUUGUAAGUAAUAAGUUUAUUUUAUUCCUGCUUAUAAUUGACCUAUAUAAAGUUUUAUUAACCAUAAAUAAAUCCUUCAAUUACAAAUUAUAAAACUUUUAUAAAGUUGUUAUUGAAGGCGAGACAUCGCAGUUCAAAAUAAUGAUUUGACAGAUUUCAAGUUAUUUUGCAACGAUUGUUACCAUACUUUCAUAAAAUGUAAAAACAAUCUUGAAUAAUGUAUAUAAACAUCAAUAUUUGUCUAUUUUAUACCGUCAACUGCAGAUCGUGUAAAUUCCAUCUUUAUCAGCGAUUUACAUGAACAGGUCUUUUUAAAAAUCAUUUAUUAUUCGUUAUCAGUUUUGUUUUCUAGAGCACAAUGUUAGCUAGUCCUUAUAUCAGAUAUCUAUAAGAGAUGUGACGGUCAGCUAAGUGUUUCUGUUGUGUUGACUUAUUUUUAACAGCCAUUUUCUCAAAAUGACAAGUUUCCUGUACGCCAAGUCAUUUUCCUCACCCUUCAAGGCUGUUAAAUCAUCAUAACUUUACACUCUUAGGUCUUAUAGCGAGACAUUUACUGAGGGUUUUUAAAAGAUCUUGUAUCAUUCUCAUUUUAUGUGGCAUUUUAUCUGUAAGUAUGUGGGGGAAAAGGGUCCAUCACACAUAUAUAUUUUGAAUAAAUCCAUGAAAAAAUAUAUAUUUAGAUAAACCAUUCUGUUAAUGUCUGGCCAUUUGGUAUAUCACAAUAAAACCAAAUAAAUCCA
Molecule: messenger RNA, 3910 nt
Organism: Micropterus dolomieu (smallmouth bass)
Lineage: Eukaryota; Metazoa; Chordata; Actinopteri; Centrarchiformes; Centrarchidae
Gene: drc7
Product: coiled-coil domain containing 135
Exons: 18
Coding region: 116-2653 (845 amino acids)
Biological process (GO): flagellated sperm motility
Cellular component (GO): motile cilium
Source: RefSeq, a predicted model, not a curated record